GUCUAUUAGGACGCGCCCGAUUCAAGAUGGCGGCGCACUAGGAAGCUUUGCUGUAAGAAAGAAAGAAAGAAAUAAAGCAAAGCUCGGAAACACUCCCGGGGGUGAAACACAAGAAACAGAAACGCCAAAAAGAGCUAAACAAAGCUCGCGUUUGAAUGAGCGUGGUGAUGAAAAGAGCUCGGCGUGACCAUGCUGAGGUCCACGGGGUUCUUCCGUGGCAUUGACUGCCCGUUUUACUCCAGAGGCACUGACGGGAGAAGUGGCUGUAACAGACCGCACUGUCACUUCAGACACAGCAGCAGCAGCCUGAGAGCAUCCACAGGAGUGUACGAGAUCAACAAAGCCAAAGAAGGACCAUCCGACUCGAACGACCAAGGCUAUGAUCCGUUCAACCCUGAGGUGGUCCGACCCGCAGAGCAAUACAAUGCAGACUCUCUGGCAAGUCCGAUUACGGCUCUGGGAGCCACAGAGCUGGAACUGGUCAACCGAGCAAUCGAGGCAGUCCAGAGCGAAAUGGAGAAGGAGAAGAAGAAGCUGUCUCGGAUCGGCGAACAUGGAUACGACCCUGCGAACAGCUCUAUCAAAUCGGGCUACACCAGACCGACAGCUGUCAAAGUAUCGACCCACAGUGAGUACGAUCCCGGGAGUUAUCAAAUGAGCCAGACUUCCGAGUACAACCCGACCCCUCGCUCUAGCAAAUACACGCUGGACUCCGAGAGCAACAGCAGCUACGCCAACUCGAUGGAGUACGUCCCCACGGCGGUCUCCAAAGCAGCUAAAAAAAGAGCAGCUCCUCCUCCGGCGUCUCGGAUCCCCUCUACUGGCUCGUCUUUGUCAAAGACUAAGUACACGCUAGACAAUUCGAGACCGUCGACUGACAUGGAAUACGACCCGCUGUCGAACUUUUCUGCCAAACCCGGCGCUAAACGCGUCGGAACGGAGGGCAAAGGGAGGAAAAAGGUUCACGUCGGAUGGCAGAAGCAAAGCACAGAUGAGGAGUACGUCCCGGCGAUGAAGAAGCCCAGACAGCCCCAACACGCAGAACCCCAAAAGUACACAGCCAACUUCGAUUCUGAUGAAGAAAGCUCCGGAAACGAGUAUCGUCCCACACCGAUGGGACGCCUGCAGAAGAGGAAAAGCAGCGCCGACUCGAUGGACGGCGUAAAACGAAAGUCUAGCGAAACGGGAGCCUGUAGACCCUCACCGGGUUUGGAAUUCAUACUCGAUGGCGACGAUGAAGAAUCCGACAGCUUUGAGCCCAUGGAUUUUGAGCAACCGGAUGAUGGACCGCCAGAUAAACAGAAGACCAAGAACACCGUCCAGGUGAAGAAGGUUCAGAGUGAAAAAACGCAGAGGAAAGAGGUUACGGAGUCACGUAAGAGCAGCAGCCAUAAAGAGAAGAAAGGGAACGGAGGUGUGGAGAAGUGUUUGAGGAAGCCGAGUCUGGAGACUGCGAAGCAGGAGAAGACCCAUGGAAAGGUUAUCGACGAAAAGCCGAAGUCCAAAGAUUGUGAGAAAGGAGGGAAAGACUUGAAAUUGAAAGAGGGGAAAAGCAAGAAGCCCGACAAGAAGAAAGGAGAGCAGAGCACGGGAGAUAAAGAACGAAGCGUGAACGAGGCCCGGAAACCUAAAGUGGACAAGGUGCCCCACAGGGUCAAAGAAUCCAGCAGGUACAAGGAGCAGAAGAACGGACAGAUCGACAGCAGUGGACGAGAGAAGGACAAAAAGAAGAGCGGUAGCAGUACUGGUAGUAACAAGGACAAAAACAAACAAAGCGGCUCGUCUCUGGAGAGGAAGGACCCCAAAGCGGCGAAGGCCAAGCUGCGCUCUCUGAGUCACGCCGACCUGUUUGGGGACGAGAGCCCCGAGGAGGAUGAGGCUGAGGACGAUGAAGACGAACGAGUAGUCCGGAAGUCCGCUUCGGCCUUCAAACGCAGCAGCUUGGUUAACAAGAGGAAAGCAUCGGAUGCCACCGAGACGUCUUCAGAGGACGAUGUCGAGCCUGAGCAUGAGGAGGAGCACGUGGAUGGUGAUGGCGAUGUGGAUGAUGGCGAUGAGGACGAUGGGGAUGCGGCUAACUUUUCCGUUUUCCAGGAAGACGUCGAAUACGACUCGGAUCCUAUGGAGGAGUGUCUCAGGAUCUUCAACGAGUCCAAAUAUGUGAAAACGGAGGACAAAGGCAGGCAAGCCAAACAGCCUCCCAAAGAGAAGGAGGAAGAGCAGGAAGUACAGAGCACUUUAACCACACUUUUCCCCGGCCAGAAGAAGAGAGUUUCGCAUUUUAAAGCCAAAGCAAGUACGGAGUCGUCGCCGAACAUUUUGCCCAAGCCUCAGCGCAGACUAACGGCACAGGAGGUGUGUUAUCAGCGCAUGCGGAUCGCUCAGCAGCAGGCCGCUGAGCUCGCUGCCUCCGUCGCCAAGAACGCCGCCAAGAACGCAGCCUCUACAUUGUGUUCUCUCUCCGGUCCCGGGGCAUCGGGGGAGAAACGUCGAGUGAUGCACCGCCCAAACCCCGCCCUGGUCUCUGCGAAAAAAAGUGUUUUGUCCGAGUCACAGCAAGCUAUCCGAAGCCUUUUAUCACCCGGAAAAACCGCGCCGGAUCAGUCGUCGAUCAAAGCGCACACGUCGUCCUCCAUGCUGUCCAAAACCAUGUCCACUAUGGCCCAGAAGAGGAUGGCGCAUACUCCUACACUCAAGAGCUCUUCGUUGAAGCGGCCGGUGAUUCCCGCCGAGUUUGGAGCAAAAGUUCCCACUAACGUGCGCCAGCGCUACCUCAACAUCUUCAUCGAGGAAUGCCUUAAGUUCUGCCCGUCGGAGGAGGCCGCUUUCCAGACUGCUCUGGAGGAGGAGAAGCAGGUGUAUGACCGGAGCAGCAGUAAAAACAUCUACCUGAACGUUGCAGUGAACGCGCUGAAGAAACUGCGCAGCAAGAGUACGACCCCCGCCACCGCGUCCUCUCCGGUCGCCUCCCAGUCCACAAAGAAAGCAGCUGCAUCUGGAAACAGGAAAUCCCAGUCGCACGAGGGAGUUCUGGCCGGGAGAAUGGCAGCAGCAACCAGCUACACCGUCAACCGUACGGGGAAACAGCAGGACGUACAGCUCAAAGGUGCAGUUCUCUACCACAAACUAAAUGCAUAUGUGUUGAGUGAAGAGCAGCUGCAGGAACACGGUUACCCGAGACCUCAUCCUGAGCGCCUGGGACACGCCAUCAUCUAUAACACUCCCGAGAAGAAACCCCAAGACCCCUUCUCGAAGGUGUGCUGCCGGUGUGGAGCAGAGUACAAAAUCAACGCCAACGGCAACUGCGUCCGCAAAGAGGAGUGCAAUCACCACUGGGGCAGAUUACGCAGAUACAAAGUGUCCGGAGGCUGGGAGACGCAGUACAGCUGCUGCUCGGGUACAGUGGGUUCUCCUGGAUGUCAGGUGGCCAAACAACACGUGCAGGACGGACGUAAGGAGUCUUUAGACGGCUACGUGAAGACGUUCAGCAAACCCCCAUCGUCUGAUGGAAACGCAGGAGUGUAUGCUUUGGACUGCGAGAUGUGCUACACAAAGCAGGGUUUGGAGCUGACCAGGGUGACGGUCAUCAACUCUGAUCUGAAGGUGGUUUAUGACACAUUUGUGAAGCCAGAGAGCAAAGUAGUGGAUUACAACACAAGGUUUUCUGGUGUGACAGAAGAGGAUCUCGAGAGCGCCACUAUGAGGCUGAGAGACGUGCAGGCCGUCUUACUGAGCAUGUUCAGUGCAGAGUCCAUCCUGAUUGGCCAUAGCUUAGAGAGUGAUCUCUUUGCCCUUAAGCUUCUGCACAGCACCGUCGUCGACACAGCCGUGGUCUUCCCACACCGCCUCGGCCUGCCGUACAAACGCGCCCUGCGUAACGUCAUGGCCGACCACCUCAAACGCAUCAUCCAGGACAAUGCCGAGGGCCACGACUCCAGCGAGGACGCCGCCGCCUGCAUGGAGCUCAUGAUCUGGAAGAUCAAAGAGGACGCCAAAGUCAAGAGAUGACCUCCGACCCUGCGGGCGUCCCUGUUUUCCCAUCACACCCUGCACUGAGCACGCAGAGAGAAACAAGGCAAAAAGCUGUUCUGGGUCUGUUGUAGCUCCAGAAAGAGAGAGAAAGAAGAAGUGAGCGUGAAGGAGAACAAAGAAAAGAUGCCAUCGCUGUCUGUAGAUUGUGGCUUCGUGCACGUCCGACUCGAGAACUUCCUGAGGUGAAAUAAACAGCGUCCUCUUUCGAAAGUGUGUGGGAGGGGAUCGGUUGGCGUGUCUUUAAAUCCAUAUCUGGACGUCUUUUCUUGUGAAACCAUCAAUCCAGCCUUAGUGGUGAAAAAGUUUUUUAAUAAGCCGUUUCCAGAAAUGCAGUCAUGAAAAGUUGCAGGUGAAAUCUUGGACUUGGACACGCCCUCAUUCCCACUUAUAGCUGCUGCAUUUCUUUCUUUUUUUUUUUUUUUUUUUGUUCCUAAUAGAGAUUUAAAAAAAAAAACGGACCGGACGAUGCACUGUGUCUGCGAAAUUUCUUUUCAGGCUGUCGCUCUGGUUUCGUUUACAUUCGAAACAGGAUAGAGGGAUGGAGGAAAAAAUGCUGAGUCGUGGAUCGGGGUCGCGUUAUUUAUUUUUCGUGUCUGCACGUCAGUUUUGAUGAUGCAGGGAUUCGGAUGAGGUUGCUGCUUUUUCUAAGGCGUUAUGUUGCACUGUAUUGAAUCCAUGCAUUUAAUAUGCCGGGUUUGGUUUGGUUUGGGUUGGUCGGGUUCACCUCCUUUUCCUUCGCCUCCAACGUGACCUGAAAUACCCUACGUGGACAAACAAACGUGGACACCUACCUGUAAGAUUGGUACGUGUAUCUUUUUUGAGCAUCUCAUUCCACCUUAAAUCUCUUUGUUGUUGGAAUAACCACUUUUUCUGAGAAGAGGAGAUCUUCCACAGGAUUUUGGAGUGUGUGGACUUUUGCGUUCAUCAGCCACAAGGGUGUUGGACUUUUUAGCUCCACUCUUCUGGGAUGGUGUUCCACUAGAUUCUGGAGUGUGGAUA
This is a messenger RNA of Silurus meridionalis, 5031 nucleotides long. It is a transcript of the gene rexo1, whose product is annotated as REX1, RNA exonuclease 1 homolog. Gene Ontology annotation, cellular component: nucleus. Bases 190 to 4008 code for a protein of 1272 amino acids. The record is from RefSeq and is a predicted model, not a curated record. Lineage: Eukaryota; Metazoa; Chordata; Actinopteri; Siluriformes; Siluridae. Gene Ontology annotation, molecular function: nucleic acid binding; exonuclease activity; metal ion binding. The transcript is spliced from 16 exons.